AACAUCUUUGAUGAAACGUCACGCGAGUCAUUUGGCCAAUCACAAUCACUGACAUUAGUUUUGAGCCCUUCUGAGUUUAUAGGUAUGAUAUCUGGAGAACAACCCACAGUGGAGACUGCUACUGGCAAAGUCACAGAAAUGGACACAACCGCCACCGAAGCUGAGCAUGAGAAGAAAUCAGUUCGAGGCAGAAGGGCAAAAACAGCUGAGGAUAAACGAGAGGCAGCAGAACAGCCUGAAGAUCCCGUCGUCCCUGCUCCAGUCAGAGGACGAAGAGGGAAGAAAACUGAAGCUUCAGCACCACCUGCUGUGAAACAAACAAGAGGCAGAAAUGCAAAGUCUCAAGAAGUCGGGGAUGUUGAGCUCGCAAUGGAGAAAAGUGUGUCCCUGCCUCCCAAAGUUGCCUUUAAGCCUAGAAGAGGAAGAAAUGCUAAAACAGCUUCUGAUGAUCAACCUGAGAUGGGACCAGAGAAAGCUGUGGAAACAACACUGGUGACUGAGAUUUCCACUGAAGCUGUGAGUGACCAGACUCCAAUAAAAGAAAAUGAUUCUGCCCCCCCUGCAGAGGAAGCUGUCCUGAAGCCCGUUAGAGGGAGAAAAACUGAACAAACUCCUGUUGAGCCACCUCAGCCGGAGCCAGUGAAAAAGGAAGUUGUGAUUAAUGAGCCUCUUACAGCAGAUGCACAACCUCAAAAGUCCAUUCCUACUCUUGGAAAACCCAGGAGAGGGAGACAGACAAAGCCUGAUGCUGUUGAACGGAAUGAGGUGAUGGAAGACGCAGUUGUUGCUGUGGAGACCAAGCAGCAGUCUCAGCCUCCACUCAGGGCUAAGAGGGAAAGAAAUGCCAAACAGGAAGAAGACAAGCUGGAGUCUACUUCCGUUGAGACUGCUACAUCCCAGGAGCCAGCUGGAAAACUGAGGAGAACCAGGAAGGCAGAGCAAGACGUAGGACCGAGAGAAGUCCAAGCCAUUGAAAUGGUUAUUCCAGAGAAGACUGAAGCUCCACUUGUUGCUGAAUCAGUGAAGAUGGAUGAACAGACUACAGUGGCUGCAAAACCCAGGAGAGGAGGGUGGAAAGCAAAACAAGGCCCUGCGGAGUCCACUGAGGUCCAAAAGGCCCCUGCCGUCAGCUCCACAGACAAACUCAAAAGGGACAGGAGAGGAAAACAAGUUACUGAAGAGGUUGGAGUCACAGCUGUAGUACCAGAGGAAAAACCUGACCAUGAGCUGGAGGCUGAAGAGAAGAAUAUUGCUGAGCCAGACACUCCAGUCAUUAAAUCAAGCAGGGCAAGGGGGGUGAAAACGUCUGUAAAAAAUGAGGUUUCACAAGCCAUUCCAGCCAAGAGAGCCCAUCGAGGUGCAGCUCUUCCCCUUGAUGAGUCCAACGCAGAAUCCACAGAGCCUGCGCCAACUUCAGUAGAGCCAGCCAAAAGAGGGAGACGGGCAGCAGCAGCAGCAGCAAAGCCCACAGCAGAUGAUGCCACAGUGACCGGAGAGCAGCCUAAUCCCGCUGAAGAUUCAAGCAAUGCUGUUGUGGAAGACACCGACAUGUCCAAACGAUCCGUGAGGUGGAAAGCAGAUGUGGAAGUCUUUGACAUUUCAAGAGUAAGCCUAACACCUGCGAAGGCAGUUCGAGGUAGGAAACCAAAAGGUGUGGUCCAAGUCGACACUGAAAGCACAAAUGUGUCAAAGGAUGCCAACGGAACUGAAGAGAAGGAUCUCUCAGACAAAGGUCGCCAGGCGAGGGGCAAAGGUCGCUGAUGUAACCACUGAUGAAGCGGAGUCCACACGCAAGGUGGAAAGUGUUGAGGCUGAGACACAGCCAAACACCCGAAGAGGAAGAAUCGCUAAGAAAUAAGUGUUUGUAUAUAUUCUUAAUCCUAACCACAUUUUUCUUAUCUUUUUGUAAUUAUCAUUGUUCUUAGAUUGUAUCGCAGUUUAGAAAGUAAUUUUAUAAAUUGAAAAUUAAGCACUGUUUUUUUUUUUUUUUCGUUCAGUACACCAGGGAAUUUUCUAACCAUUUAUUUUGUUACAAGCUGUAUGUUGUUCAUUUCUGAUUUUGCUAAUUUGUAUG
Sander lucioperca (pikeperch) is the source of this 2074-nucleotide messenger RNA. RefSeq names its product nucleolar and coiled-body phosphoprotein 1-like. The transcript is spliced from 3 exons. The coding region runs from base 85 to 1761 and encodes 558 amino acids. Lineage: Eukaryota; Metazoa; Chordata; Actinopteri; Perciformes; Percidae. The record is from RefSeq and is a predicted model, not a curated record.